AUGGGGGCUGUGCAUGAGCCCUUCAUCUUCCCCGCAGACACCACUGGUGCUUGCUCGGCCUCGCGGGUGAUGUGGGGGGCACGGGGGACAGUCCUGUGUCCCCACCUUCUUGGGCUGCAGACAGGCCAUGUUGGUCCUGUGGUGACUGGGGGCUCCCAGGAGAACCCCACCGCAGAGCCGGAGAGGUGGCCCCAGAGAAGGUGGCGUACGCCUGGGGCCGGGCCUCACCAGCCAGCCCCGGGCCACCUGCAGCAACAGGCGUCUCGCCGUCCAGGGGCUGGGUGUUCGGGCGCCGUGGGGAUGAGCUGCUAUCUGCACGGCAGCCGAAGACCUGGCCCAGUCUCUGGGUUCCAGGAGAACUGCGCGAUCCUCGGGGAGCUGGUAAGGCUGCAGGCUCAGAAGUCCCACCUGCUGGGGUUCAGCACGCGUGCCGACUCCGUGCUGGAGAUGAACAUGGCCAAGACCAGCCAGGUGGUGGCCACUUUCCUAAAUGAGCUGGCCCAGAAGCUGAAGCCCCUCGGGGAGCAGGAGCCCGUGAUCCUGGAGCUAAAGAAGGCCAAGUGCCAGAGGCGGGGCCUGCAGUUUGACGGGCCCAUCGACGUCUAGGACCUGUGCUACUACAUGAACCAGGGGGAGGAGACGCGCUACCACGUGGACCAGUACCUGCUCAAUGAGUCCUUCCCCAUGCAGGUGGUCACGCGCGGGCGGCUGGGCAUCUCCCAGGAGCUGCUGGGGCUGACCUUCGACCUGGAGGAGGGCGCCAACGUGUGUCACGAAGACGUGAGGCUCUACACGGUCCGGGACGCAGCCGCGGGCAAGGUCUCCAUCGGCAAGUUCUACCUGGACCUCUACCCUCGGGAAGGGAAGUCCGGGCACAUGGCCUGCUUUGGCCUGCAGCCGGGCUGCCUGCAGCAGGAUGGGAGGCGCCAGAUUGCCAUCGCGGCCAUGGUGGCCAACUUCACCAAGCCUACGCCCAACCCGCCAUCCCUGUUGCAGCAUGAUGAGCUGGAGACCUACUUCCAUGAGUUCUGCCAAGCGAUGCACCAGCUCCGCUCCCAGUUUCCAUCAUCAAACCCCACGCACUGGGCGCGUAAACAACGGAAGUGGAUGUCCUCGAGACUCUGGAGGCUGGAAGCCGCAGAUCAAGGAGUCAGGCCUGGUUCCCUGCAUGUUAAAUACAUGUAUUCAAGAGUUGCCUUUAAAAAGACAAACGACAAGAAAGGCACGUUGCCUGCGACUCUGGUGACAGCCGGUGAUGAGAACCGGAGGGUAGGCUCUGAGAGGGCCGGGAGCGCCGCGCCCUGUGAGGCCCUGGGGCUGCUGCCAGUCUCGGUGGAGGCUCAGCAAGUCCCAGUGACUUCCCCACGGGGGGGUCCCCAGCUCAGCGUCUGGGCCCAGGACCCAGUGCUCGUUCAGUCUUCCUGCGGUCAGCCCUUCGUCCUGAGAGUGAUGCUCUCACAGGCUGCACCGGAGCGCCCGGUGAUGAGAACCAGAGGGAAGGCUCUGGGGCCGGGAGCGCCGCGCCCUGUGAAGCCCUGGCGCUGCUGCCAGUCUCGGUGGGGCACGAGCAGCGCCGUCCCCCAGGAGCUGCUGGACAAGCUCAUAAAGUCCCGGCUGGCCAACCCCGGCCUCUUCAACCUGUGCCAGAUCGUCCUGGCCAAGGUGGACCAGGCCCUGCACAUGCAGAUGCCCUCGGACCCGGCCUAGGAGAAUGCCCGCCUCUGCCAGAAGAUCCUCGGGGUCCCAGCCACGCCAGGGACCCACCUGCCUGCGACCUUCGGCCACCUGGCAGGAAGCUACGACGCCCAGUCCUAUGGCUACCUGUGCAGCGAGGUGUACUCCGCGGACACGUUCCACACACCUUUCAAGCAGCAGGGCGUCCUGAGUGGCAAGUUUGCCAUGGACUACAGAAGCUGCAUUCUGAGGCCAGGCGGCUCCAAGGAUGCCAAGGGCAUGGUGAAGCUCUUCCUGGGUUGCGACCCCACGCAGGACGCCUUCCUCCUGAGCAAAGGGCUGCAGGUUGAGGGCUGCAAGCCGCCGGCCUACUGA
This is a messenger RNA of Eubalaena glacialis (North Atlantic right whale), 2049 nucleotides long. RefSeq names its product thimet oligopeptidase-like. The record is from RefSeq and is a predicted model, not a curated record. Lineage: Eukaryota; Metazoa; Chordata; Mammalia; Artiodactyla; Balaenidae. Gene Ontology annotation, molecular function: metalloendopeptidase activity. Gene Ontology annotation, biological process: peptide metabolic process; proteolysis. Gene Ontology annotation, cellular component: mitochondrial intermembrane space.